AUGGGUUUCUUCAGCAGAAAGAAACUCGAUGUCGAUCCUCCCAUCCAGGAGAAACUCAGCACGAACACCACACCCGCCGAAACUCCUGCCGCUCAUACACCAGAGAAUCGUUCUAUCAACAACGUUCCUCACACAGACGCCAUCGGCAAUGUCAUUCCUACCGAAGAAGCUUUCAAAGAACUACCCGUGACAUGGCUUGCUAUCCUACUCGGUUCCAUCGCGUCCAUCGGCGGCUUCAUGUUCGGCUACGAGUCAGGCCAAAUCUCAGGCUUUCUCGCGAUGACCGAUUUCCUAGACCGUUUCGGUGAAAAUGGAGAGUUCUCAUCUGCCAGACAAGGAACGAUCGUUGGUCUUCUCUGUAUCGGUACACUUAUGGGCUGCCUCGUCAGUGGCUGGCUCUGCGAUAGGAUUGGUAGACGAUACACCAUCUCUUCCUCGGCUUUCUUCUAUAUCAUUGGCGUUGUCAUCGAGAUCACGAGUGACACACAAUGGGUUCAAUUCGCUAUGGGACGUUUCACCGCAGGUUUGGGUAUUGGUGCUCUGAGCACUAGUGUUCCGAUGUAUCAGUCUGAGAGUGUGCCGAAGAACAUUAGAGGUGCUACUGUCAGCUCCUACCAAUUGCUCAUCACUAUGGGAAUCUGGACAGCGUAUAUGGUCAACUUUGGCACCGAAGGCGCCUUCGAUAACUCCGCUCAAUGGAGAAUUCCCAACGGUCUUUCUGCUCUCUGGGCUAUCAUCCUCGGUACUGCUAUCCUCGCCAUGCCCGAAUCUCCUCGCUUCGCAUACCGCAUGGGACGUGAGGAGGAAGCUCGCAAGACUAUGGGUCGUCUCAGUGGCAUUGAUCCUUACUCACCACUUAUUGAUCACGAGAUUGCUGAGAUUGAAGAGAAGCUCCAAGCUGAGCGGGCUGGUGGUGAUCAUCCGCUUUCUGAGAUCUUUACUGGUCCUCGUAUGCUGUACCGCACACUUCUUGGCAUGAUUCUUCAAGCUGGUCAACAACUUACAGGUGCCAAUUUCUUUUUCUACUAUGGAACCACCAUCUUCAGAUCUACAGGAAUCAGCAACUCUUAUGUCACCUCAAUCAUCCUUGGCUCAGUCAAUGUUGGUGCUACUAUUGGUGGAUUAUGGAUUGUUAAGAACUGUGGCCGUCGUAAGAGCUUGAUGGCUGGUGCCGCUGCCAUGUUCGCCUGUUUCAUGAUCUACGCUUUCGUCGGCCACUUUGCUCUCGAUGCCGAAAAUCCAAUGUCCACCCCAACCGAAGGCAAGGUCCUCAUUGUAUUCACCUGUCUCUUCAUUGUUGCAUUUGCCACAACCUGGGGGCCGCUCGUCUGGGCCGUCGUCGGAGAACUCUACCCAGCCCGUUAUCGCGCACCAUGCAUGGCUCUCGCAACCGCUUCCAACUGGCUCUUCAACUUCCUGAUCUCAUUCUUCACACCUUUCAUCACCGCGAAGAUCGACUACUUCUACGGACUCGUCUUCGGCGUCUGCUGUUUCUGUCUCUUCUGGAUCGUCUACUUCUUCAUGAUCGAGACCAAAGAUCGCAGUCUCGAGGAGAUCGAUACAAUGUAUGUUCUUCACGUCAACCCCAUCACGUCCGCGUCUUGGGAUCCUAGAGAACUUGGUCAUGAUGGAUUGAAUGGUGUGGGCACUGAUGGCAUGCAUCUGAAGGCUGGUGGGAAGGAUUUCAAGAAGACGGAGACGGGUGGUGAUGGGCUUAUGGUUCAUGAUGAGACGCGUUUCCCGACAAAUGCUGCGGUGCCUGUUAGCACUACUGUUUGA
Molecule: messenger RNA, 1779 nt
Organism: Cadophora gregata
Lineage: Eukaryota; Fungi; Ascomycota; Leotiomycetes; Helotiales; Ploettnerulaceae
Product: hexose transporter hxt1
Exons: 3
Coding region: 1-1779 (592 amino acids)
Biological process (GO): carbohydrate transport; transmembrane transport
Cellular component (GO): plasma membrane
Molecular function (GO): carbohydrate:proton symporter activity
Source: RefSeq, a predicted model, not a curated record